GUCUGGAUUUUCUUCCUUGGCCUUUGCUUAUCUCUCUCCUCUGCGUACAGUUGUUUUUUUUUUAGCCUUUUUUUUUUCUCUCUCUCUAUCUUUUUCUUCGUAUAUAUUUUUUUCGUAACUUUUCUAAUUUGCCAACCUCAUCCUUGGUCUGCCAUUGUAAUCAUCACCUCCUGUAUACUGAUUAUUUCUAUUUCUAUUAUUUUUCCCUUCUCUCCUUUAUAUAGACAUAAAUAGACAGAAAGGAGAGAGUUAUUGGGCAGUGAAAGGUUUUUAAGGAAAAACCAACUUACUGUCCGGUCUUUCUAUGUUUGAUUGCAUGGUGAGCCCUCUCUCAUCUAGCUUAUUAGUUGAUGAUUUUUGAGAGGGAGAGAGAGAGAGGUUGUUAAAGAAAGAUUGGAAAGAGAUACAUCUGAAUUGUGUUGCAGAUUUGCUCAGUGAAGCAAUCCAUGGCUAGAUAGCGACUUGGAGAAUAACCCAUCAUGAUCAUCAUCUCUUCACGAGAUUUUGGUUUUGCUACCCAAUGAAUGAUGCCUUUCUGUGUCUAUAGUUCACUGCCACCUGUUUAUCAAUAAAGCUUUGUUUAGUUUAGUUGUGUCCAAAGCUAGGGAUUCUCUAUUUCUGCUCUUGUUCUUACAUCUUGUUGUUUCUUCAAGAGUGAAAAGUGGACUCUUGAACAGAAGCUACUUCAAAUAAAAGUAGCUAGCAAGAAAUAUAUCAAACAAAACAAAGGGGGGUAUCAUUUCUUGGUUUUUCUUUGUUGGAGUUUUCUUCCUCACAGACAUGUUCCCUGCAGCCAUGUCCAAUUCAACUUCUUUGUCUGAAGAAGCUAGUGUAUCUUCUGGCACAAGAAUUCAAGAUUUUGGUAGCUUAAAUCAACUGGCUUCAACCAUCUCUCCUCUGCAGCAGCAGCAGCAGCAACAACAAAGGACCAUCAAGAAGAAGAGAAACUUACCAGGAAACCCAGACCCAGACGCUGAAGUGAUAGCAUUAUCUCCAAAGACCUUAUUGACCACCAAUAGAUUUGUGUGUGAGAUCUGCAACAAGGGGUUUCAGAGGGAUCAGAAUCUUCAGCUUCAUAGGAGGGGUCAUAACCUUCCUUGGAAGCUGAAGCAAAGAAACAGCAAAGAAAUUAAAAAGAAAGCUUAUGUUUGCCCCGAGCCUACGUGUGUUCACCAUCAUCCUUCAAGGGCUUUGGGUGACCUUACAGGUAUCAAGAAACAUUAUUGCAGGAAACAUGGGGAGAAGAAGUGGAAGUGUGAAAAAUGCUCAAAGAUCUAUGCUGUUCAAUCAGAUUGGAAGGCUCACUCUAAAACCUGUGGAACAAGAGAGUACAGAUGUGACUGUGGAACCCUUUUCUCCAGGAAGGAUAGCUUCAUAACCCACAGGGCAUUUUGUGACGCGUUAGCUGAAGAAAGUGCAAGACUCUCAGCUCACCAGCUAAUUAUCUCCCAAAAUCCAAAUGCCCACGCUCUCCUCCUUCAAAACCCACUUCAAACCCACCACCCUCAUUCUCUCUUUUCUACCACAGCUCACCACCAAAUCUCCUUCACUUCUCCUUGGGACCCACCUCACCAUCAGAACCCUUGCAGUAAUAACCCCCUAAACCCAGUUCACAUCAAGCCUGAAACUACCGGCCAUUUUCAAAUCCCCGCUUCACUUCUCCAAGAACCACCACUAACAAUGCCUAGCCACAAGGGCUUGUUAGCCCCAACCUUCCAAAGCCUGUCGAAUGCUGCCACGUCACAAGCAGCAUCACACCACUUGUCAGCCACUGCACUCCUUCAAAAGGCUGCCAGUGUGGGUGCCACUCAGACCUCAGUGGGUCACAGUCACAUGACCCAGCUGGACAUGGGCGAGUUGGGAUCAGCGGGUCAGGUUCAUGUUGACUCGGUGAGUCACGUCUCUCAGGGUCCCAGUUACAACCUUAACAGCCUUGCCACGUGGCAGAAGAGUGAUCGCCUGACAAGAGACUUUCUGGGUCUGACUGCGCCUGAGUGUGGGGAUCAUCAUGGCCAUGCUGCUAGCAAUGCGAAUGGGAGUGUUAACGUUAGCAUGAAUGUGAGGGAAAUUCUAACCUAUACAGGGGGUGUAGGGUUCCACCAGCAGCAAUACAACGAGAGAGACCACUCGCUGCUGAAGCCCCACGGUGGUUUUGGAUUCGCUCAGCCUUCUGCCUCUGAAGCGUGGGGUGAUUGCUAGGGAGCCCCAAAAAGGAAAGGGUAAAAUGGUGAUUCCAUUGAUUCCCUUCAAAAUGGCCGAGGUGCCCCAUGUCUCCUUUGCCACAAGAAUUUAAUGGAGGUUUUUGAAGAAAAAUCUAGAACCUUUCUUAUGCCAUCAUCAACCUCAUCUUCCAUGCAAGCUUAUUAUCUCUCUUUACUUUAAGACUGCUAUCAGCAAUUUCUCAAUAUCCUGCCUUUCAUUUUUAACUUUUGUCCACCUUCUCUUGAAUGAUAGAUUUAGAUAUGGUAAUCAAGAGGAUUGGCCUUAAUUACUAGGUGACGAUGGUGGCUGCCUUGUAAUUUUGUUGCGGAAAAAUUAUGUCACAUGUAGAAUAUAGUAAUAAUUUCUCCAUGGAAUUUGGUUUUAUGGGCACUAUUUCUAAACAUCAUUUCCUUGAGAA
Populus trichocarpa (black cottonwood) is the source of this 2620-nucleotide messenger RNA. RefSeq names its product protein indeterminate-domain 12. NCBI's taxonomy places the organism in Eukaryota, Viridiplantae, Streptophyta, Magnoliopsida, Malpighiales, Salicaceae. The record is from RefSeq and is a predicted model, not a curated record. The transcript has 3 exons. Gene Ontology annotation, molecular function: DNA-binding transcription factor activity. Gene Ontology annotation, cellular component: nucleus. The coding region runs from base 781 to 2199 and encodes 472 amino acids.